AUGUCUACUGGAGCAAGCGACGAACGCAAAGCAGAGUUGGCCGAGUCUUUGGCUGAAAUUCGUUCCCGGGUCGCCUCUGCCUCAUCUGGAGCACCAACUUUGGUUGCUGUGUCGAAAUAUAAACCUGCAUCGGAUAUUCAAGCGUGUUUUGAGCAAGGCCAGCUGGAUUUCGGGGAAAACUACGUCCAGGAACUUGUUGACAAGGCAAAAGAGUUAUCUCAAGACAUUCGGUGGCAUUUUAUUGGAACCCUACAGUCUAACAAAGCCAAAACUCUUGCUGCCAUCCCGAACUUAUAUUCCAUCCACACCCUCACGUCGAUGAAGACCGCAACUCUUCUUAACAAUGCUCUUCCGUCAGAACGAAAACACCCCCUCAAUGUUCUUCUCCAAAUCAACACCUCUGGGGAAGACUCUAAAUCUGGCCUCAGCCCAUUACUUUCCAAAGACGACAACGACAAUGAUUUGGUCAAGCUAGCGAAGCACAUCGUGACUUCAUGUCCUCAACUUCGUCUCGAUGGCCUGAUGACGAUAGGAGCGCUGGAGCAGUCGUUAAGUGAUGACGAGAACGCGGAUUUUGUGACACUGACAACAACUCGCGACCUGUUGGAGCUCCAGCUACAAGAGGAUGGUUUUCUGUCGGAAAGAAGGCUUUUACUAAGUAUGGGCAUGUCGAGCGAUUUCGAGGCAGCAUUGAAGGCUGGCAGUAAUAUUGUUCGUGUCGGCACAGGCAUUUUCGGAGCUAGAGCAACAAAACAAUGA
Messenger RNA from Mycena indigotica, 759 nucleotides. Its product is annotated as Pyridoxal phosphate homeostasis protein. The record is from RefSeq and is a predicted model, not a curated record. Gene Ontology annotation, cellular component: intracellular anatomical structure. NCBI's taxonomy places the organism in Eukaryota, Fungi, Basidiomycota, Agaricomycetes, Agaricales, Mycenaceae. The coding region runs from base 1 to 759 and encodes 252 amino acids. The transcript has 3 exons. Gene Ontology annotation, molecular function: pyridoxal phosphate binding.